Durio zibethinus is the source of this 1135-nucleotide messenger RNA. Its product is annotated as myosin-G heavy chain-like protein. Gene Ontology annotation, cellular component: chloroplast. The record is from RefSeq and is a predicted model, not a curated record. Lineage: Eukaryota; Viridiplantae; Streptophyta; Magnoliopsida; Malvales; Malvaceae.
GCAAAUGGGAAUCUAACAUGUGUUGGUGCGGGCCGCACCGAAUAGCCACCACGCAUUAAUUAAGGGCCUCUCAUAUAACAUGUGGAGGAGCUCCCUUCCCCAACAGAAAUUUGAAAACUGGUAACUCACCUCAACUACAGAAUCUAAAGCAAACUAAAAUGAAAGCAGCUUCCGAGCUCUCAGUCUUUCUCCACAAAUCCAUCAAAUAAAUUUGGUCAUGGCUUUGUUUUUCAUGGCUACAUCUCUUAACCCGAAACCCAUUCCUCCUCCAUUCCUUAACCCAAAGCACAAGCACCCCUUCAAGCUCAUCUCUUUUAAGUCUUCUUGUAAAACGUUUGCUCAGUCAGAAGGACAAGGAGGGGGAGUCAAAGAGGAAGAACCCCCUGCUUCUUUCUCUGGAUCUUUGUCUUCUACACGCACACAACUGGAUCUCUUGGAACAACUAAGUUCUACUAGCUCUGCUGUUGAUGGACCAGGUUAUGAGAGUGAUGGUAGCUCCGGCAAACUCACAAUUCGUGAGCAGCUUGUGAGAUUGGUUGGGGAUAGAGACGAUGAUUUCACCAUUCCGUUGGGUAAGAAUUUGAAGAAGGUUAGUCCAAAAAUUUUAACAAUCUCACAGAAGAGAAAUAUCAAGAGACAGGCAUACUUGGAUGAAGUUUCGCAGAGGAAUGAUUCAGUUUUCUUUGCAACUAUAGGAGCAUUUGUACUUGUUCCACCUUUUAUAAUAUUAGGGAUUGCUAUAUUAACAGAUUCCGAAAUGCUGCAGGAAGCUGCUCAGAGGAGGAAAACCCCAGUUAUAUAAUCAGAAGUUGUCGGAAAAGACAUUGACUAGCUAAUUAUUUGGCUUAAAAUUUUCAAUUAUGCCUCAAUGAAACUUUGAGGAAAGGGUAUUCAUAGCAUUAUAACUAAUCAAGGAUGAAUCAUGAAAUGGAAGAAAAAGGAGAUGAUGAUAAGAGAUGUCGAAAAAAGUCAAGAAACUGAACCACUAUUCCUCAGAUAAGUUUCAUUCUGGGGUUGGAAAUGGCUUGAUCCAUUGGAACCAGUCAGAAAUGUAUGCUUUACUGAACAAAGAAAAUGAAUCAGGGAGAUAGAGGGAUCUGAUGGUCUACCUCCAUGGACGUAAAACCCCGGUCAA